AUGGAAUCAAGACAACGUGCCAGUAGAGAGCAGUUCUCAAUCAUGAUCGAGUUCAUGGAAAGGCACGGCGAUAACUUGAGGCCCCAUUCCGGUGUUCAAGGACGAUUGAAAAGUGACCAAAUGUGGAAGGAGAGACAAUCAAGUGAGGUGCCCUUUGAGCCGAGCCAAAGAGAGGACAUUCAUGUGGAGGUCCCGUGCAGUCAAAACACGACUUCACGAGUUCCAUCCCCACCAGACACACUACGAGGAAUUUCACCUCUGCCUCCAGUUCCGACACCAUCGUCUCCGCGAAGAACUCCGUCUCCGCCAAAAAGUCCUCCAGUACAAACCCAACGCCUCUCCCGGACUACUUCCGACGCCUUGAUCGACUACUACUACUACUCUGCGCCGAUCAUUACCAAGGGCGUGAAGGAAUAG
Messenger RNA from Diatraea saccharalis (sugarcane borer), 417 nucleotides. NCBI's taxonomy places the organism in Eukaryota, Metazoa, Arthropoda, Insecta, Lepidoptera, Crambidae. The record is from the annotation of a GenBank genome assembly.